GGGGCCGCCCGAGCCGGCGCCUGUAGCGGGGGGGCCGGGUAAGGCCGGGAGGACCGGCGGCGGGGAACCGGGCGGGGGUAACACAGGGCAGAGCUCGGCCAAGAUUCGAGCCAGGAUGGGGGGGGACACCACUAGCUCCAGUCUGGGCUGACAGUGAGGUAGGGGGGGGACAGAGGAAGAGGAUGGAGGGGGGGGGGCAAAGGUGAAGGCAGCCCCCCCCUCCCAAAAUAUCCUCCACCUCAUUGGGCCAUCACCAUGGCGACGAAUUUUAACGACAUCAUCAAGCAAGGCUACGUGAGGAUGAAGAGCAAGAAGCUGGGGAUCUACCGGCGGUGCUGGCUGGUCUUCCGCAAAUCCUCCAGCAAAGGGCCCCAGCGCCUGGAGAAGUACCCGGAUGAGAAGUCGGCGUGUCUGCGCGGGUGCCCCAAGGUCACUGAGAUCAGCAAUGUCAAGUGCAUCACCCGGCUGCCCAAGGAGACCAAGAGACAGGCUGUGGCCAUCGUUUUCACUGACGAUUCUGCCCGGACCUUCACCUGCGACUCAGAGCUGGAGGCGGAGGAGUGGUACAAGACGCUGUCGGUGGAGUGCCUGGGCGCCCGCCUGAACGACAUCAGCCUGGGGGAGCCCGACCUGCUGGCGCCCGGCGUGCAGAGCGAGCAGACAGACCGGUUUAACGUGUUCCUCCUCCCCUGCCCCAACCUGGACGUUUACGGCGAGUGCAAGCUGCAGAUCACCCACGAAAACAUCUACCUCUGGGACACGCACAACCCCCGGGUGAAGCUGCUCUCCUGGCCCCUCUGCUCCCUGCGCCGCUACGGCCGCGAUGCCACCCGCUUCACCUUCGAGGCUGGACGGAUGUGUGACGCGGGGGAAGGUCUUUACACCUUCCAGACACAGGAGGGCGAGCAGAUCUACCAGCGCGUGCACAGUGCCACGUUGGCCAUCGCCGAGCAGCACAAGAGGGUCCUGCUGGAGAUGGAGAAGAAUGUCAGGCUGUUGAACAAGGGCACCGAGCACUUCUCCUACCCCUGCACCCCCACCACCAUGCUGCCCCGCAGCGCCUACUGGCACCACAUCACCGGCUCCCAGAACAUGGCCGAGUCCUCCAGCUAUGCUGGGGAGGCAUACGCGGGCGCCCAGGCCAGCUCGGACACUGACCUUCUCAACAGAUUCAUCUUGCUGAAGCCAAAGUCCUCCAAAAGCGACAAGCCUGAAAGCAGGGAGCCCGCAUCGUCCCCGUGAGCCGGCGGGGAGGGGACGGCGGUGGGGUCCCCUUUUUCUUCCCUGAGGGGUGGUAAGGACACAGGCAGGCAGCCAGCCCUCUGAGCACGCAGUGAGACUCCAUGCCAGGACCGCGGGGGAGCCGGCGCUGGCUUGCACCAUGGUCUGACGUUAGCGGAGGUGAUGGCUGGCUCAGCCUCGACUGACUUGAAAUAUAUACCGAAUAUCCGUAUCAUAAGAGAUUUUUUCCUUCUCCCACAAAUGCAAACUUUGUGGCUGCCGAAGAGCCCUCAGGCAAAGUUGCUCAAAGGCUUUUGACUCUUGGGAAUCUAACUGGGAGGUGAAGAAAAGAGAGGGGUCAAGAAAUUUGGUGUGUUUUCCACGGAGCGGGGGAAGGCUGGAGAAUCACCCCGCCGUGGGGACGGAGCAGCGCUGGAGGAUGUGGCUGUGCCAGGCUGAAGGUGUGGGGCACCAGCAUCUCACCUCCCUGUGAAGGAUGGGGUGCUCCUGGGGAUGCCCCACCACCCCUGAGCUGAUUUUUGCACUUCUCGAAGCUAUUUAAACACUCGCUGUAGAAUUGAGACGACUCAGGAGAAACUGGUUUUCCUUCAGGGAGGCCAGCUGGGAUGAGCAACCGGGCACAGCCCAGCGCCCCAGCUUUCCCGUGCUGCUCCCCACCCCAGCACUCCUCGCUCCUCCACCUGCAGCCGCUCCCCCUGGCCAUGCCCCUGGUUUAUCUGCUGGUGGGCAACCCAGGGACUCGUUUUGGCCAGUAGCAUCUGUCCCUUGAGGGGCAGCUUUGCAGAUAUAAAAAGUCCCUGGUCACAGAAGCCUGUGCCAAUGGGGGAAGAGCCGUGUUUCUCUGUGCACCCCCAUCCCCAUCAUCCUCGCUCCCUCCUCACCUGCUGGGUGGAAGCUCUCGCCCAGGGGGGAGCCGGGCUUCAUGUGCUGAACUCGAAAGCAAUUGAUUUUUUCUAGUUCUCCUAUUUAUUGACCUCCUUUAGAAGGGCUAUCUUUUUAUUGCCGUGCAAACUUUGGUGUUUCUUUGGAGUCUUCUUUCAGGCUGGGUUGGGUGGUCAGUGGUUUUAUUUCCACCCUUAAAGCUCCAGGUCUGUGCUUUGGGGACGGGGAGUGUCGUGAUGUGGGAACCUGUGGUGUGUAAAUACUGUGUCUUGGGUUUGUGUAGCUUGUGGCUGAGGCUGGGGAGCUCCUGGGGGGCAGCAGGAGGGAGAAGAGCUGCUCUCUGCAGCAUGGCCAGGUGUGGCGGGGCUCAUCAGAACGCCAGCAGCACAUCCUUCCCCGGGUGAGAGGUGUCACCUGCUCUCUUUUCCUGGCGACACACCUCAUCUGGAAAAGAUUUAACAACCAAAAAUGUUUGGGUUUUCUUUUUUAUUUUUCUUUUUUUUUUCUGUUUUUUAAGGAGUUGCUCAAUGAAUAAACAACCCUUAUCCACCCUU
Messenger RNA from Columba livia (rock pigeon), 2678 nucleotides. RefSeq names its product docking protein 4 (gene DOK4). Gene Ontology annotation, cellular component: cytoplasm. The record is from RefSeq and is a predicted model, not a curated record. Lineage: Eukaryota; Metazoa; Chordata; Aves; Columbiformes; Columbidae. The coding region runs from base 256 to 1242 and encodes 328 amino acids. Gene Ontology annotation, biological process: cell surface receptor protein tyrosine kinase signaling pathway; positive regulation of MAPK cascade; Ras protein signal transduction. The transcript is spliced from 9 exons.